AUGAACCUAUGCCCAUCGUCGGCAACAAUCAAACUGUCGUCCAACGGCGUUGUAAUGCGGAAAAACGGCGCUCGCCUUUUCGGAGGGCCAGAAACUGGUAAACUGGAAACGGCAAAAAUACUAUCAAGGCAAACUAAACUGAGAUCACUAAACGUCGAGAGUUUUUUUUUUCUUAGAGGGUGCGGUCCUAUAUAAGUCGCUCUCACCGUGGAGAAGGUACGUUGGUUCGCUAGCAAUGGAGGACAAGAUUCGUCUUCAGGCCUACCGCUUCGUCGCCUAUUCGGCCAUCACUUUCUCCGCUGUCGCCGUCCUUUCGGUACGUUCUCAGCUCAACAUUUUUUGAUAAUUAUUGAGGGUAUUUGCAGGUAUGCAUCACCCUGCCGAUGGUGUACAACUACGUGAAUGGCGUCAAGAGCCAGAUCAACCACGAGAUCCGAUUCUGCAAGGGAUCCGCCAAGGAUAUCUGGUCCGAAGUCAACCACAUCCGCGCCAACCCACGUAACGGCACUCGUCAAGCUCGUCAGGCUGGCUACUCCACCGACGAAGCCGUCGGAAACUGGGGAAGCACUGGAGGCUCGUCCGGAGGAUCUUGCGACGGAUGCUGCAGACCUGGUCCAGCUGGACCAGCUGGAGUUCCAGGAAAGCCUGGACGUCCAGGACGACCAGGAGCCGCUGGACACCCAGGACGACCAGGAAAAGGCGGUUCUGCUCCAUGCGAGCCAGUCACCCCACCACCAUGCAGACCUUGCCCAGCCGGACCAGCCGGACCACCAGGAGCUCCAGGACCAGCCGGAGACGCUGGACGACCAGGAGCGCCAGGAGUCGGCGGAGGAUCAGGAGCGCCAGGACCAGCUGGACCCAAGGGACCUUCUGGACAGCCAGGAAACCCAGGAGCUCCAGGACAGCCUGGUCAGCCAGGAGAGGACGCGCCCAACGAGCAAGCUGGACCAGGAGCUCCUGGAGCGCCAGGACCUCAAGGACCACCCGGAGCCCCAGGACGACCAGGACAGCCAGGAUCUGGUGGUUCUGGUGAGUUAUCAAACUGAGAAGGUGGAAUGUUGAAAUUUUUUUUCAGGAGCGCCAGGACCAAAGGGACCAUCAGGAGCGCCAGGACAGCCAGGAGCUGAUGGAAACCCAGGAGCUCCAGGACAGCCAGGAGCUCCAGGAGGUUCUGGAGAGAAGGGAAUCUGCCCCAAGUACUGCGCCAUCGACGGAGGAAUCUUCUUCGAGGACGGAACUCGCCGCCGUUAA
Caenorhabditis auriculariae is the source of this 1251-nucleotide messenger RNA. The record is from the annotation of a GenBank genome assembly. NCBI's taxonomy places the organism in Eukaryota, Metazoa, Nematoda, Chromadorea, Rhabditida, Rhabditidae.